GGCGUGGCCUCCCGCCCGCCUGGGCAGCGUUUUGAUUCAUUGUUAAAAUAGAGACCGUGACCUGGCACUCCCACCUCCGCCGCCCGCUGGGUGCGUGGAAACCCGAGCCCAGGCCCUGCCUAGAGAGUCAAUCACUGGAUUGCAGGAACUGCCUAGCCUGUCCCCUCGCUAUGGAGGAGGUGGCUGUGAAUGCCCCAGGUCACUUGGAGGACAGCGCAUCUACCCUGAGCCACUGCUGGCACUCAGAAGAGGCCCAUGGAGCCCGGCAGCAGUAUCCCGUCCCUGAUAGAGGAGCUCCCCGCAGAGGGCCCCACAGCCGCCCCCAGGAGCACGCUCCAGGACCCCAAGGCAGUGCCCUAUCUGGAAGGCCUGACCUGUGGCAGCUGUGACGAACAUCCUGACUCUGACACCACCUGUAGCAGAGGUGACACCCCUGAUGAUAGCAGCAACUCGUCCUCUGUGCAGGACUGGGACGGUGUUGAGCGGCCAGGGGCAGUCCCCAGCAGGGACGAGCUCACGGUGAUGAUCCCACGGAGGCUCCAGGAGGUGCCGAGAGCUGACCGUGCACGAAAGGUCACCAAAUCCCCUGCCAGAGGAGACAUUGCAGGCCAGAGAAAGGAGGACCCCGGUGGUGGCAGCCGGAGCCCUGGACAGCACUGGGCGAAGCUCAGGGGAGAAAGUGGGUACCUGUCCUUGGAGCGGCACCGUUCGGCAGGCACCCAGGCUUCCUCUGUAACACUCCCAAGUGGCACCACCCAGGCUGCCUCUGCACGAGAAACCCUCCAAGCCUCUUCUCCCUCACAAAGCACCCAGAGGGACACUCCUAGGACCUCGGCCAUACAGUGGAGCACCCCAAGACCUUCCUCUCCCUCUAGAGUUUCCCAGAGGGACAGCCUCAGAACUACAGCCACCCAGCGAAGCAGUGCUCCACUUUCCUCUCCUCUCAGAGCCACCUCGGACAGCCUCAGGACUUCUUCCCAACACGACAGCUUCCAUAGUGGGUGUUCUCCUUAUGCCCAGCGGGACAACCCCAGGACAUCCUCUCCCAACAGAGCCAUCCAGCGGGACCACUCCAGAACGUCUUGUGCACAGCGGGACAAUCCUAGGGCCUCCUCUCCCAACAGAGCCACACAGAGGGACAACCCCAGGACCUCCUAUGCCCAGCGAGACAACCCCAGGACCUCCUCUCCCAACAGAGCCACCCAGCAGGACAACCCCAGGACCUCCUCUCCCAACAGAGCCACCCAGCAGGACAACCCCAGGACAUCCUCUCCCAACAGAGCCACCCAGCGGGACAACCCCAGGACAUCCUCUCCCAACAGAGCCACCCAGAGGGACAACCCCAGGACCUCCUCUUCCAACAGAGCCACCCAGAGGGACAACCCCAGGACCUCCUGUCCCAACAGAGCCACCCAGAGGGACAACCCCAGGACCUCCUCUCCCAACAGAGCCACCCAGAGGGACAACCCCAGGACCUCCUCUCCCAACAGAGCCACCCAGAGGGACAACCCCAGGACGACCUCUCCCAACAGAGCCACCCAGAGGGACAACCCCAGGACCUCCUCUCCCAACAGAGCCACCCAGAGGGACAACCCCAGGACCUCCUCUCCCAACAGAGCCACCCAGAGGGACAACCCCAGGACCUCCUCUCCCAACAGAGCCUCCCAGAGGGACAACCCCAGGACCUCCUCUCCCAACAGAGCCACCCAGAGGGACAACCCCAGGACCUCCUCUCCCAACAGAGCCUCCCAGAGGGACAACCCCAGGACCUCCUCUCCCAACAGAGCCACCCAGAGGGACAACCCCAGGACCUCCUCUCCCAACAGAGCCACCAAGAGGGACAACCCCAGGACCUCCUCUCCCAACAGAGCCACCCAGAGGGACAACCCCAGGACGUCCUCUCCCAACAGAGCCACCCAGAGGGACAACCCCAGGACGUCCUCUCCCAAAAGAGCCACCCAGAGGGACAACCCCAGGACCUCCUCUCCCAACAGAGCCACCAAGAGGGACAACCCUAGGUCCUCCUCUCCCAACAGAGCCACCCAGCGGGACAACCCCAGAACUUCCUGCAUGCAACAGAAUACCUCCAAGACCUCUUUUGCCCAAGGAGACAAGUCUCCAGCCUCCAGUACCAGAUGGGAGCAACUUCGAAGUGCGUGCACCCAGCGGAAUACCCCACCAUCUUCUUCCUUCCAUCGAGACAAUGCUAGCACCUCCUCUCAAGGCUGCACCCAAAAGAACAAUCCAGAACUGUCCUCUCCUAGCCGUGCCACUCAGCGGAGCAGUCCCAGAAACUCUUCUCCCCAUCGAACCAACAAAGACAUCCCAUGGGCUUCCUUCCCGCUUAGGCCAACCCAGAGUGAUGGCCCCCGAACCUCAUCCCCAUCUCGCGCCAAGCAAAGCCAGGUGCCCUGGGCAUCCAUUGCCCUCCGGCCAACCCAAGGGGACAGACUGCAGACCUCAUCUCCCACCAGAUCAGACCAGCGUGGCUCAGCCCACCAGCACACCUCACCAUCAUGGGUCACCUCUUCCUCCUCCUCCUCUUCCCAUAUCUCGGGCCAUCCCAGUGCCUCCCGGACUUCUUCCCCUCUGCACCCUGCAACGCGUGGUACUCCCCUGCCCUUUGCGGAGCCUGCCCAGCCACCAUGUGCUGUGUGCAUCGGCCACCGCGAUGCACCGCGCGCUUCUUCCCCGCCUCGCUAUUUGCAGCAUGACCCUUUCCCCUUCUUCCCAGAACCUCGUGCAUCUGAGAGCGAGUCACCCCACCACGACCCCCCUUACAUGCCCCCUGCUGUAUGCAUCGGGCACCGCGACGCCCCCCGAGCCUCCUCGCCCCCUCGUCACACUCAGUUCUACCCCUUCCCCUUCCUUCCAGACACAUCAGAUGCCGAGAAUGAGUCCCCCCAACACGAGUCUCCUCAGUUUCCCCCACCUGUGUGCAUUGGGUACCGUGAUGCCCCCCGCGCCUCCUCCCCACCACGCCAGUUUCCAGAGCCCUCCUUCUUCCAGGAUUUCCCCAGGGCCAGCACGGAGAGCCUUGUCCCUUCCACAGACUCUUUGUAUGAACGCCCCCAUGUCCCCACCCCUGUUUGCAUUGGGCACCGAGAUGCCCCGUCUUUCUCCUCUCCACCACGCCAGGCCCCCGAGCCCUCCCUCUUCUUCCAAGACCCCCCCGGGGCCAGUAUGGAGAGUCUUGCCCCCUCCACUGACUCUCUGCAUGGCUCCCAACUGCUGCCCCCCCAAGUGUGCAUCGGCCACCGGGAUGCACCCCGAGCCUCCUCCCCACCCCGACACCCACCCAGUGACCUAGGUCUCCUGGCACCCUCGCCUCCUCCAGGUAGCUCAGGCUCCCGGGGCUCAGCGCCCCCCGGGGAGACCAGGCACAACUUGGAGAGGGAGGAGUAUACCGUGCUGGCCGACCUGCCGCCACCCAGGAGGCUGGCCCACAGGGAGCCAGGGCACCAGGCUCAGGGCAGCAACGGGGGCCGCACCCGCAGCCCUGGCCGCGCAGAGGUGGAGCGCCUUUUCGGGCAAGAGCGAAGGAAGUCCGAGGCACCGGGGGCUUUCCAGGCUCAGGACGAGGGAUGGUCACAGCGGCCCAGCCAAGGUCAGAGUCAACUUCGAAGACAUUCCAGCCCCACCCCCAGCAGGCAGGUGACCAGGCCUACUGCCAGGCAGGCAGAAGUUGCCCGGCGGAGCCGAGCAGAGGCCCCCCAUCCCAAGAGUUCCGAGAAGAGGCCUGAGGGGGAUCGACGGUUGCAGGUGUCCUCACCGCCCCCCAGGGCAUCAGCCAGAACCCCUGAAAGGGAGGCUCAGACAUCAAGACGUCGGGAAGGUGUACUGAGGCAGCCUCUGGGAGGUUGGCAGACUCAGGAGCUGCAGGAGUCCCAGGGUCCUCACAGACACCCAGAGAGGAGCUGGGGCAGCCAGGAGGAGGAUCCAGGCCUAGGGAGCUGGCCACAACUUGGGGAUCCCAGCCUGGAGGGGUCAUGGAGGGGCCCCCCUCAGGAGCACAAAGAGAGCUGGGGGCAGUCCGAGGCCUGGGAGGAGCUCCCCAGCAGUGGGCUUCAGGGGGCCUCCCAGAGGGGUAGGAACAAUCUGCAGGAGCUGUCCAGGGUCCACCAGCCUGUGAACCCCCCAGAAAACUCCUGGGGGGGCCCUGCAGAAUGCCUGCACCCCCUCCCGCCUGAGGUCCCCACUGCUGCGGGCUUGGGGUCUGAGGGAGUGUGCCCGCACCCAUAUGGCUCGGAGACGCAACUGGACCUGGACUGGAGGGACCUGCUGGGUCUUCUCCGAGCCCCUGGGGAUGGGGCCUGGGCCCGGCUCCCGAGGCUGGACUGGGAAGGCCUCCUGGAGCUUCUGCAGGCCCGGCUGCCACGCAAGGAUUCAGCUGGACACUGGGAUGAUCCUGCCAAGGCUUCCAGACCAGAGCUGGGUUCCCCAGGUACAAAGGACUCCCUGGAGGAACAGCCACAGAGCGAGCCAGCCGAGGCCACGCCAGUCAAUGGAUAUAGCCCUGGGCAGCCCCAGAGCCUGGCUCAGCCACCCAGCCCUGCCUGCACCUCCACCUCCACCCAGUGGCCAAUGACAAAAGUGACAAGUGCACCAGAAACCGCAGCUUUGCCUGAUAUGGAGCAAAUGGGCCACCUGGAGAGCCACAGCCCACCGGAGCUGGAGUCCCAACCGGAGGAGCCCGAGGAGUCAGAACCAAGCAGAAGCCGAGACCCACUGGCGGACCAGAAGCAGGCAGAGGCAGACUCGGCAGACAAGAGGCCAGCAGAGGGCAAGGCUGGGAGCCCGUUCAAGGGCCGACUGGUGACCUCAUGGAGGAUGCCCGGGGACCGGCUCGCGCUGUUCAAUCCGUUCCUGCUGUCUCUGGGGGUCCUCAGUUGGCAAAGGCCCGACCUACUCAACUUCAAGAAGGGAUGGAUGUCAAUCUUGGAUGAGCCUGGAGAGUGGAAGAAACAUUGGUUUGUGCUGACGGAUUCAAGCCUCAAGUAUUACAGAGACUCCACGGCCGAGGAGGCAGAUGAGCUGGAUGGCGAGAUUGACCUGCGCUCCUGCACGGACGUCACGGAGUACGCGGUGCAGCGCAACUAUGGCUUCCAGAUCCAUACCAAGGAUGCUGUUUAUACCUUGUCGGCCAUGACCUCAGGCAUCCGGCGGAACUGGAUCGAGGCCCUAAGGAAGACUGUGCGUCCAGCUUCAGCUCCAGAUGUCACCAAGCUCUCAGACUGCAAUAAAGAGAACACACUGCACGGCUACGGCACCCAGAAGGGCUCGCUGAAGGUGGGCGAACAGCGGACAGGCUCUGAGGUCAUCAGCCGGGGUGGUCCUCGCAAGGCCGAUGGGCCACGGCCGUCCCUGGACUACGUGGAGCUUUCCCCAGUGACUCAGGGCUCCCUGCAGCGCGCCCGCACCCUGCCCCGCGCUGCUGAGCGCCCGGCCAAGCAGGAGGAACUGGAGCGGGACCUGGCACAGCGCUCUGAGGAGCGGCGCAAGUGGUUUGAGGCCACGGACAGCAGGGCGCCAGAGACACCUGGCAGUGAGGGGCCGCGCCGGGGCCUGGGCGCCCCCCUGACCGAAGACCAGCAGAGCCGGCUCAGUGAGGAGAUUGAGAAAAAGUGGCAGGAGCUGGAGAAGCUGCCCCUGCGGGAGAACAAGCGAGUGCCACUCACUGCCCUGCUCAACCAAAGCCAUGGUGGUCGCCGGGGUGAAAGCCACGAAGCCCUGGAGAAAGAGGUCCAGUCUCUCCGUGCCCAGCUGGAAGCAUGGCGCCUCCAAGGGAAGGCUCCGCAGAAUGCCCCCAGAGCACAGGAGGAUGGCCACACCCCACCCGGGUACAUCUCACAGGAGGCCUGUGAGCGCAGCCUGGCGGAGAUGGAGUCCUCGCACCAGCAGGUGGUGGAGCAGCUGCAGCGGCACCACGAGCGCGAGCUACGGCGGCUGCAGCAGGAGAAGGAGCGGCUGCUGGCCGAGGAGACCGCAGCCACGGCCGCGGCCAUUGAAGCCAUGAAGAAGGCUUACCAAGAGGAGCUGAGCCGGGAGCUGAGCAAAACGCGGAGUCUGCAGCAGGGCCCAGAUGGCCUUCGGAAGCAGCACCAGUUGGACGUGGAGGCGCUGAAGCGGGAGCUGCAGGUGCUGUCUGAGCAGUAUUCGCAGAAGUGCCUGGAGAUCGGCAGCCUGACGCGGCAGGCCGAGGAGAGGGAGCACACGCUGCGGCGCUGCCAGCAGGAGGGCCAGGAGCUGCUGCGCCACAACCAGGAGCUGCACUCCCACCUGUCGGAGGAGAUCGACCGGCUGCGUGGCUUCAUCGCCUCACAGGGCAACGGCAGCAGCUGCGGGCGCAGCAACGAGCGGAGCUCCUGGGAGCUGGAGGUGCUGCUGCGAGUGAAGGAGAACGAGCUCCAGCACCUGAAGCAGGAGGCGCAGUGCCUGCGGGACGAGCUCCAGCUGAUGCAGAAGGACAAGCGCUUCACCUCAGGAAAGUACCAGGACAUGUACGUGGAGCUGAACCACAUCAAGACGAGGUCGGAGCGGGAGAUUGAGCAGCUGAGGGAGCACCUGCGCCUGGCCAUGGCCGCCCUGCAGGAGAAGGAGGCCGCUCGCAACAGCCUGGCGGAGUAGAGGUCUUCGAGGUCCAGCUCAGCCGCGGACCCUGCAGCCUCAAGGGACCAGUUGUCCUCCUUUCCUGACACAUGGAAGUCAGAAGCCAAGCUUUCUCCCCACCUUUGGUCGCACAUGCACUCACAUUCAACACACACACACACACACGCAUGACACACACAUGCACACACACACUGCGUAUCUGAGCGCGCCCCUCGCACUGGGUCUUAACCUUGCACCUUCUUCAGGAUUUUAUAUGUGAAGAGAUUUUUAUAUAUACUUUUUUUUUUCUAAAACCCUUUAUACUUUUUCCAAAGGCAAUUCCUGGUGGCGUGUGCCUCCCACUGGCUCCCCAGUCCUCCCUAGACUCUUGCUUAGGCCCGUGGGCCUCUUCCUGCCCUGGGGGAAUCCAAGCAGAGACCCAGGUAGAACCGGGCUGGUAGAUGGAGGGGAGAGCAGACCCUGCUCCCGCCCAACCUCCUGCUAUUUCCUGCCCUGGGCACACCCACAGUGCUGGCUAGUCCCCAUGGCUCCACCCCUCUGAGGGGCGCUGGGCGGGGACCCACCGGCGCUCCCAUGAAGACGCUUCUCUCCUGCUCCGUGAGCCCUCUUAACUUAAUAAAACAUUCCAGCAGC
This is a messenger RNA of Jaculus jaculus (lesser Egyptian jerboa), 7242 nucleotides long. RefSeq names its product TRIO and F-actin binding protein (gene Triobp). The record is from RefSeq and is a predicted model, not a curated record. Gene Ontology annotation, molecular function: actin filament binding. The transcript has 22 exons. The coding region runs from base 256 to 6627 and encodes 2123 amino acids. Gene Ontology annotation, biological process: actin filament organization; positive regulation of substrate adhesion-dependent cell spreading. Gene Ontology annotation, cellular component: actin cytoskeleton. NCBI's taxonomy places the organism in Eukaryota, Metazoa, Chordata, Mammalia, Rodentia, Dipodidae.